UGUUUGCGCGCAGAACGUUCGCAGACACCAACAUUUUGUACAUUUGAACAAGAGACAUUUUCAUAAUUUUUUGGUUGUGUGCUGUUAACCAUUACCAGCUUACAUUUUCAAAUUUGGGCCCAACAUUUAUUUUUGUUCUAAGUUUUUGAGUUUUACUAUCCGAAAUAAAUAUAUAUUAACCACUAACAUUUGUCGUAGACAAACCCUGUGGCCUCGUCUCUCUCUGGGAAUGAUGGAGGCGCUGCUGGCUGUGUGGAUGGUGGGGUUGGUGGGUCUGCACAGAGCUCAGGGCUACAGUGCUGGAGCACCAGGGUCCACCUGCACCACCAUGCUUCCAGAUCACGGCACCAACACACUGACCGGCACACCCUACUCCAUCGUCACCAACAGCAGCACCUUCACCUCUGGCACCAAGGUUAAAGUCACCAUCGUGGGCACCUUCAAGGGCUACUUCCUGCAAGCGCGAAUACCCGACACCGCGACCAUCGUGGGCACAUGGGACACCCCACCUACAGGCAACAAAUUCGUACAGUGCAAUUCCGUGGCAAACGACGCAAUGACGCACUCCAGCAGAACCUCCAAGACGAAUCUGAGCUUGUAUUGGAUCCCCCCGACUACAAACCCUCCCAGCUCUGUAGUGUUUGUAGCGACCGUGGUCAAGACGGAACCCGAAUGGCAAAUGAACGUGCAGUCGGCGAAGGUCAAUGCCUCAGGUUAUGUAGCCACAACCAAGCCACCAGCUCAAACCACAACCAAGCCACCAGCUCAGACCACAACCAAGCCACCAGCUAAGACCACAACCAAGCCACCAGCUAAGACCACAGCCAAGCCACCAGCUAAGACCACAACCAAGUCACCAGUUAAGACCACAGCCAAGCCACCAGCUAAGACCACAACCAAGCCACCAGCUAAGACCACAGCCAAGCCACCAGCUAAGACCACAACCAAGUCACCAGUUAAGACCACAGCCAAGCCACCAGCUAAGACCACAGCCAAGCCACCAGCUACGACCACAACCAAGCCAGGCAACUCUGCCGGGCGUGCGGCCCUCGCCAUGUCUGGGUUCUCGCUGGGCGCGCUGCUCGUGGUCUUCACAGCCGCGUGCUGCCGUUGAUUCCACCGGCGAAGUCACGGAGUCCUUUCAGCGCGUGCAACGAUCCCUAGAAGUAACGAUCUUUGGUGGGGGGUGGCGGGGAGGGUGGGCAAUGGGCCGGGUUUCUAACUUCAUUCACAAUCCGGCAAAACAACUCAUAUCGCUGCGACGAGGCGAUUCGGUUGGAACGAGCGGAGAGGGGCGGGCGCCAUCCACUCGGACCCAGCAUCUAGAGUGACCACGAGUCCCCAGGGCUCUCCGUUCGCCCCACGUUCACUCUCUUGCACUCUCGCUCACAGCGCACCUCCGGUCCCUCGUGACCCUGCCUCUCCCGUCCCUCUCCACUCCAGCUCAACGAAAAAUCUCCACCAGCGCUGAAAUACAUCUCCUUCUCUCCUCCGCCUGUUGUCCUUGCUUCUCUUACCCCCCCCCCCGCCCUUUCCGUCUCGAAUCUUCUCCUGUCCCAGAUACGCCCGGUCGCUCCGUACCCUUGGCAACUCCCGCCAAAAUCCCCCCCUCCUCCGGCUCCCUCCUCGGGUAACGCCCCCACCUCAUCAGCCGAUCUCCAUGGCAACUCCCGCCACCACUCAUCCUCGAGACGUUUGUCCCAACGUCACUUGGCCGCCUUCUAUCCAUCGACACCUGUACACUCACCCCGUUAUCUCCCCCUCAUCCCAUCCUCACUCUAGCCAGGUUCCAUUUUGUCCCCCGCCACCCCAACCCAAAACUCUCGAGGCCUGUCCCCGGGAGUAACUUUAAGCCCAUUGCUGUUAAUCGCCGCCGAACCCCCUUUGACACGAGCCCGGUGAGAGCAUUCCACCGUGCCAUUUGUGGGUGCUGAGGGAAGGUGUUGUCUGGGUUACAUCUUAAUCAAUAAAUAAUAUUCUAAAAUUAAUCAUUGUCAUCGUCGUCAUUGUCUACG
Lethenteron reissneri (Far Eastern brook lamprey) is the source of this 2015-nucleotide messenger RNA. Its product is annotated as putative defense protein 3. NCBI's taxonomy places the organism in Eukaryota, Metazoa, Chordata, Hyperoartia, Petromyzontiformes, Petromyzontidae. The record is from RefSeq and is a predicted model, not a curated record. Gene Ontology annotation, cellular component: membrane.